UCCCCCGCCCGCUUCCGCCCGGCUUAUUAUCCUCCUUAUUGACAAACAGAGCGGCCGCGGCGGCGACUCUCCGCGUGCAUCUGUAGCCAAGCCAUGGGAGACAAGAAGAGCCCCACCAGGCCGAAGCGGCAGCCGAAGCCGUCCUCGGAUGAGGGUUACUGGGACUGUAGCGUCUGCACCUUCCGGAACAGCGCCGAGGCCUUCAAGUGCAUGAUGUGCGAUGUGCGGAAGGGCACCUCCACCCGAUCCACAUUCUUUGAAGUUAUUGUGAAUGCCUCGAGGACCAAGGAACCGUUGAAAUUUCCAAUUUCAGGAAGGAAACCUCGACCUGUCUCCCAGUUGGUUGCACAGCAGGUUACCCAGCAGUUUGUGCCCCCUACACAGUCAAAGAAAGAGAAAAAAGAUAAAGUAGAAAAAGAAAAGAGUGAAAAGGAAACAACUAGCAAAAAGAACAGUCAUAAGAAAACCAGGCCAAGAUUGAAAAACGUGGAUCGGAGUAGUGCUCAGCAUUUGGAAGUUACCGUUGGAGAUCUGACAGUCAUUAUUACAGACUUUAAGGAGAAAACGAAGUCACCGCCUGCAUCUAGUGCUGCUUCUGCAGAUCAACACAGUCAGAGUGGGUCUAGCUCUGAUAACACAGAGAGGGGAAUGUCCAGGUCAUCUUCACCCAGAGGAGAAGCCUCAUCACUGAAUGGAGAAUCUCAUUAAAGUUUAUUUUCUCCAAUUUCUUAGUCACUUCUGUCAUAACAUGCAAAUACACAGAUUAUGCCAAGAGGUACCACAUUUUCAUGACAAACAUAUUCAUGCACAAUCCAUAAUUUGUGUUUUACAUAAAAAUAGGAAUUUGUUAGAAUUUGUUAGAUUUUAUUGCAAUCUAUGCCUACCAGACAUUUCCAGACUUAACAUUUUGGUCUCCACAGUUAAAGGUGCCAUGAAAAUGUGGUUGAAUUAUUCAUUAUGCAGUGUUAUUGGUAAGUCUAUUUUCACUUUUAGUUUAGUGAAUUCUAACACAUAAUUCUCUACUAUUGGCAUGUACGAAUUUCAAUUUUUAUAACAUAGUGCAAGCUGCCUAAAUAUGUAUUAUUUGAGAAUUGUGAAACAAAUAGUUAUAUGUAUACAAGUCAAAGAUCAACUUAAUCAACUAUUGCUGCAACAGGAUUUUCUUAAUGGUUAUCCUCUUAAAUACACCUGCUGGUACUUGGUGUGGUUAAAUAGGAAAAUUGUUAUUAAAUAAAGAAUUUGUAUGAACCGUUGCCAAUGUUUUUUGACACAUUUUACUAAAUUAUUGUUCCUGAAUUAUGUUUCUGGUUUUAUCUUUGUUUUUGUUUUUGUUUGUUUAUCUUUUAAAACAUUCAUUGUUGUAAUGUUUUACUAGCAGAGUAGUUAACAAUAAAACAUUGAUUAUUUAGCUUUAUAAUUCAGGUUUAGUGCUCUUGUCAUUGAACACUGGUAUGUUUUCGUUAUGAUAUAAAACAUUACAGUUAAAAUAAUUAUAAACAUUUGGCAAAACCAGAAAAGAAACCUGAUGUAUUUUAAAAGCUGAAAUUUUGGAAAAGCUUUAACUUACUAAUAGUUUUAUCACUGUUGUCUUGCCCCAAACUUGUGCAGGGUCAUAGAAGUAUGAAUCUAAUUAAUACAGAUAUGGGAACUGUUGCACAGAUCUGGGAAAUAACUAAUCUUAAGUCAGUUUAAUUGGCCUCUUAUUAAUUACAAUGAUUUUUAUGAAAAUCAUAGUAUCCUAUUUUCAGACACAACUGUCAGUUUAUGCAUUUAUCAAUAUCCUGAAAUAACAAAAAGUAUUUACAGCCCCACUUAUUAUGUAAAAUUACCAAUAAAAUAUUUUUAUGACUACAGAUUUUGCAUUUUUGUUUACAACAAAUAAUGUAUUUCACAUUGUAUUUAAAAAUCCAACCUAGAAACCACACAGUACUUCUUCAGUUCUCCUAGGGUCUCCUGCUUUUAGCCAUUUGCUUAGUAUAUAUCCACCUCUAGGAGACUUCUAGAAUAUAAGUUAACAUAAAAACAUAACCCAAAUACAAAAUGCCACUUAAAAACACUAUGAUUGCAUUUGAAGAACAGAAAAACAAAAAAGAAAACAACAACAAAAAAAACUGUAGACCCUGACAGUUGUGAUAUUGGUGGUUUCUUGUGGUUAUGUAAUUUUCUGUUCAGUUGCAGUACUUUUUCCAGGCACAAUGGGACUGUCUUUUUUGUAAGAUGCUAGUUGUGAAAUAUAGAUAAUUGCAUACAGUAAAAGUCUGUGAUUAAAACAUUUAUAUACCUCA
Molecule: messenger RNA, 2285 nt
Organism: Suricata suricatta (meerkat)
Lineage: Eukaryota; Metazoa; Chordata; Mammalia; Carnivora; Herpestidae
Gene: YAF2
Product: YY1 associated factor 2
Exons: 5
Coding region: 94-708 (204 amino acids)
Biological process (GO): positive regulation of DNA-templated transcription
Cellular component (GO): nucleus
Molecular function (GO): transcription coregulator activity; DNA binding
Source: RefSeq, a predicted model, not a curated record